AUGGAACGCCGCGGCAAGAGACCUUGGUUGUGUACAGAGACACAAGGACAAGAUGGAGUCAGGUCAUGCUUAAUAGAGCUGGGAGGGAAGCUUCAGAAAAUGUGCGAAGAGAUGGAGAGUGUGGAGUUGUCAGCACAGGAGAUGAGAAUAAUUCAGUUUUCCCCUGUAACUUAUGAAGAGGAUGAGGAUGAAGAUGAUGAUGACGAUGAUACUGAUGACGAUGAUGAUUAUGAUGAUGAUGAUGAUGAUGAUGAUGAUGAUGAUGAUGAUGAGGAGGAGGAAGAAGCGGAAGAGGAAGGUUCAGUGUUCCUCAGUGCCUCUCCUGCAUUUCACAAUGAAGGGAGACAGGAUCUCGGCUGA
This is a messenger RNA of Scylla paramamosain (green mud crab), 360 nucleotides long. RefSeq names its product trigger factor-like. Lineage: Eukaryota; Metazoa; Arthropoda; Malacostraca; Decapoda; Portunidae. The coding region runs from base 1 to 360 and encodes 119 amino acids. The record is from RefSeq and is a predicted model, not a curated record. The transcript has 4 exons.